Molecule: messenger RNA, 3793 nt
Organism: Ailuropoda melanoleuca (giant panda)
Lineage: Eukaryota; Metazoa; Chordata; Mammalia; Carnivora; Ursidae
Gene: SLC9C2
Product: solute carrier family 9 member C2 (putative)
Exons: 27
Coding region: 1-3417 (1138 amino acids)
Biological process (GO): potassium ion transmembrane transport; sodium ion import across plasma membrane; regulation of intracellular pH
Cellular component (GO): plasma membrane
Molecular function (GO): monoatomic ion channel activity; sodium:proton antiporter activity; potassium:proton antiporter activity
Source: RefSeq, a predicted model, not a curated record
AUGAACUCUUCCUUCUGGCUGCAAAGAGAAGGUAACAGACCUGAAUUACUCUGCGGAAAUUCAGCUGGCUACACCGUUGUAAGUGGGCAUUUCAUAAUGCUUGUGUUUUCCACCAUUGUUUUGGGAGGAUUUUUGAGGACCUUUUUAAAGAAUUCUGAAGUCACUGUCUUGAUAAUUCUUUCUGUGUUAGGAUUUGUGAUAGGACAACUGGCUCACAUUUCUGUUCAGGUGUACCAAAUUGUCUACCCUCUUCUGAGAACACCAAGUUUUGCACUUUAUUGUUAUUUUUCACCUAUAAUUAUAUUUAUGGCUGCUCUGGAUGUGGACUUUUGUAUCCUCAAGAAUGUGUUUUGGCAGGUCUUGUUAACAGGAUUAAUUAGCUUUGUUGUGGCAUUCAUCAUAAUUGGAUAUGUGGUUCUGAAAUUCAAUAGAGAUUUGUGGGAUUUGCAGUCUUCCCUACUCUUUAGCAUGAUUCUUGGGAUGACAGAUCCUGUUCAUUCUGUGAAUUCACUGAAAACUAUUGGCAUUUCCAAAAUGUAUACUGAUAUCAUAAGAGGAGAAUCAAUGAUCAUUUGUGGCUUCACAUCCAUUUGUUUUGGAAUUUUUCGGAGCAACCUUCUCCACGUUUCCAUGUUUACAGAGUUACACGUAAUCUUGGGCCUUUGCUUGGACCUCUUGGGAAGCAUAAUAUGCGGAUAUUCGUGUGCAAGAAUCAUUCAGUUUAUAUUGACUGACCUCUUUAGCAAUACACUUACUAGUGUCAUUCUUUGCAUUUCGAUGGUGUACAUGACCUUCUACAUUGUGGAACUUUUGGGAAUGUCGGGAAUGAUUGCGUUAGUCGCUGUAGGACUGAAUUUAGAUUCCUUAAGCUUUAAACCGAGGAUCGAGAUAAUAAUUACGAAGUUCCUAAAAAUGUUUUCGACUGUAUACCAACAACUAAUAUAUACUUUCUUUGGCAUUGUAAUUGGAUGUGGAGAAACCAAGUAUUUAGGAUUUCACACUGUGGUUUUCAUAUUCAUCUUAUUUGCAACAGUGAAUUUUGUAAGGUUGCUUACUAUUCUGUUAGUGAGCCCCAUUCUGAUGCAUGCAAAUUAUGAAUAUAAUUGGAAGUGGGGAAUUGUUAUAGCAUGGUCUGGAAUUAAAGGAGUUUUUAGCUUACUCUUGGCUCCCGAUAUUCAUAAUCUGGCUGAACAAAAAGUAGAGUCACCUCAACUGUUUAUAUUGUAUGUACAGGUAAUAUCACUAAUGACUAUGGGAAUAAAUUCAUACAUGAUGACUCAUUCAGCCAGGACAUUAGGUUUGUGUGCUAUUUCCCUCCCAAGGCAAAUGGCCAUGCAAAAUGCCAUUAAGCACAUUCAGGAGAUAAUACAGAACACAAUAACACUAUUCAAAACAGAAAAAAUUUUGACGAAUGUUAAUUGGACCUUGGUAGAAGAAAAAACAAAGAUUGAAUACAACAUUCCUUCUGAUGCUUGUCAUGUUUCACAUGAUAACAAAAAGGAGGAGUCCCCAACAGAAGAAGUUUUAAUAGAAGAAGCCAGAUUGCAUGUGGCUAUAAUACAAAUGAGUAGCUUUGAAAAGCAGUGUAAUGAUGGAAUCCUCAGUGUAGAAGCAGCCCGGAUAUUAAUUGGUGCAACCAAAAGCUAUUGCCCCAUCCAAGGAAAAUUCAUGAGUAUUUAUGAUGUUUCAACUUAUGUAAGAGCUAGAAGUUGGCUUAUGAAGUUUAAAAGCAUGUUAGCUUUCUUGGAAUAUCAUAAAGAUAAGGCAUCUCUUAUUCUGUAUGGGAAUAAUAAAUUUCUGCUUUUUGUAUAUCACAUUGCAUUUUCAGAAGAAUUUGAAUAUGCAGGACACGUUAUAACAGUAAUGUACAUUUAUCCUAUGAUAAUGCAUCUAUGGCCAAUCGCAAGAGAGUUAAAUGUGUCAGCACUUAUAUCAGUAAACAACUAUUUUGUAUUUUUAUUCAUAUUUCGAUCAGCACUGAAGAUAGUAAUUUUGAAAAGGAAAUAUUUUCAUCAAUAUUGGAAUACUUUGGACUUUCUUAUCGUGCUUCUCGGAAUCAUUGAUAUAUUUUGUAUAUACUUUGUCAAAUUGAGACCAGACAACUUCGUUCUUAUUCAGAUUACAGUAAUACUAGGAUAUUUCAGAAUAAUUAGGUUUAUUCCUUUCAUCAAGAUAAUAAUCCCACUGCUGAUAAAUAUCGUAGACGUGCAGAUCAAAAAACGCCUCCGCUUGAUGUAUAGUAUUACAAAAGGUUAUGUCAAAAGUCAAGAGGAUACCAAAUUUUUAAUAAAACAAAUUUCCAGCAGAGAAUCAAUAUAUCAGAAAUUAUAUGAAAUUUUGGAAACCAACAAACGAGAUGCUGUCAAAGAACUAGGACUCAUAGAGCAUGAGGGUCGUGACGUUGUCAUUGCUUUGAAGACUAGGCAGGCAAUCCGGAGUGUGAUUGCUAAAGCUCUGAAAAACCUCACCUUCCUUUGGUCAAGAGGCAUUAUUGAUAAACAUGAGGGCAUCGAGAUGAAUAAGGUAUUCCUUGCAAAAAUAAAAGCACUAAAUAACUUUCCAAUGGCAAUCCCACCGCCCACUCCUGACAAGUAUCUUCAUAAUAUUGUUUGGCUGGAAAAUAAAGAUGUUCUCAUUGAGUUCUUCAAGGAGAGAGCCAAACUUGCCUAUUUUGACUAUGGAGAUGUCAUUUGUAGAGAAGGUGAAAUGCCACAAGGAAUCUACUUAAUUAUUUCAGGAAUGGCAAUUUUGCAUAGCUCACCUCCUACCUUCGGAAUAGACAGUAGCCUAAAGUCUGAUAGAGCUUCCCAAACCAUGUUUACAGAAUACUGUACCAGUGGGGACAUAAUUGGAGAGCUGAGCUGUCUGCUUAAGCGUGAAAUUGAAUAUACCGCCAUCUGUGAAACUAUUUUACAGGCCUGCUUUAUCUCCCUGGAGGACUUGUAUGAAGGUUUUGAUGUCUUCUGGCCAUCCUUGGAAUAUAAAAUAUGGCUAAAGCUUGCGCUCAGUAUUGCCUAUCAGUAUUUUGAAUCAAGUCUCACUGAUGAGGACUUAGACUUUCAGAAGUGUGUGGCAUUCAAUCUGGCAUACGUGGAGACUUUAUCAAGCUAUAAUGAAAUGACUAUUGAUAAUGUGACCAUGAAAUUCGUUAUUAUUGUGUACGGCAGUGUCAUUGAUACUCAGACAGAGGUACCAUAUCUUGCACCUUGCAUUUUGCCGAAAACCUGUGAGCAGGUUCAGGGAACUUCAGAUUUAAGCAAACUGCUGGUUGUCCAAGCAUCCAAGCCUGCCAAAAAUACUGAUGACUCCAAAGUCAUGGUCAACACUGGUCUUCGAACGACCCAGAGAGAAUAUAACUGGAAGAGAAAAAAUGAGGAAAGAGGUUUCCAGUCAUCCUGGAAUUGGUCACAAAGUUAACUGGAAUUCAACUCACCUGACAUUUCUCUUUUCCUGAGGAGCACCUUUGUCGGACUGCUCUUACUGAAUUAACACGGUAUCUCUUCACAAGAGGAUGUCUGAUGGAACAGGGACGUACAUGUCUCUCUCAAAGCCCUUAAUAUUAGAAGAUCUUUUAGAGGGAAUGUUCCAGAUGAUAAAAUAGGAACUUCUCAGUAAGUUUUCUGAUUGCAUUUAAUAGUUAAUGUUUUUCCUGAAACGCUCAUCAUCUAGUAUUUUGAGUUUCUUGUAUAAUUGGAAAGCGGAUCCCAUUUUAGAAAAGAAUACUAAUGGUGCUAAUGUAACAUGCAGAGUCAGGUUAAAGACUGAGCUAACCUCUUGGCCCAAGUGCAGAAGG